Drosophila kikkawai is the source of this 735-nucleotide messenger RNA. RefSeq names its product protein C10. Gene Ontology annotation, biological process: post-embryonic development. The record is from RefSeq and is a predicted model, not a curated record. NCBI's taxonomy places the organism in Eukaryota, Metazoa, Arthropoda, Insecta, Diptera, Drosophilidae.
AUAGUUCAAUCGAUAUCUCCGAGCUAUCGAUAAGUGGAAGAGGCAGCAAGCAAGAAAAUAAAAAUAAAAACUGCAAAUUGUUGAAUAUUUUUGUGAAAUUAACAAAAGUUGUUGCCACUUGAACGUUUAUUAUGUCAUAUUUGGCCAAUUUCAACAAUGAGAACGCUAAACAAAUACUCAUGGACAUCAUUCGUUGUGUCAACCAGCCGGAAAACUCCAAGAAACUUUCAGAGGCAAAGGCCUCGGCUGGAAAGGAGAUGAUUCUCAUGAUGCAGCAUGUAUUUCCGUUGGUCAUGCAACUUCAGCUGGAGGUUAUAAAGGGACAUGGCUUUCCUGGUAACCGCGAGGGAUUAGUUCAGUUCUCCCAGCUCAUUCGGGAAAUGGAGCGCGACGACAUGGAAAUCGCACGCCUGCGCAGUCAGAUUCGAGCUAUAUACCUGCCGCCUAUAGCUAUAAAUACCACAAACGAUAUCCUGAUAUAGGGGACCCCACCAAGACUGUACUGCUGGCCUGGUUCGGGUUGCAUACAUAACUUCACCUUUUACAAGACUGUCACGACUAAAUUGUAUUAUUUGUUUCAUAUUUACGUAUUAUUUUAGAUGACUAUGUUCUUCACCUGAAUAUCUGGCAUUAUUCAGCCUUUUUUAAUAUUCCACACAACGUUUUACUCGAACCAGUCCCAUGUAAUAGACUUAAGUUUGAUGUUCUUAAAAAAUGCAUUUCUUUUUAUAUAAA